AUGUUUCGUAACAAGUACCAGCAUGGACUCUUGUCCGUUUUGUACAGCUGUGGCUCGGCGCCGUUGGAAUUGUGGGACAUGCGCGUGAAGAACGGUUACAUUCGAAGGGUGACGGACGAGGAAGUGAAAUCGUUGGCCCUGGAGUUGGCUGGAACGAACGUCACGACGACCUACAUAUUUUCUCCCCCAAAUCCGAAGAAAUCUCUCGGCAUUCGGCUUCCCUUUCUGAUCAUGAUCGUGAAGAACAUGAAGAAAUACUUCACGUUCGAGAUAACAAUACUCGACGACAAGAACAUGCACAGGAGGUUCCGAAUGAGCAAUUUCCAAAGCACCACCCGCAUCAGACCCUUCAGCACAUCGAUGCCGAUCGGGCUGUCCGGUGGUUGGAAUCAAAUUCAAUUUAAUCUGGCGGAUUUCACGCGAAGAGCGUACGGCACGAAUUACAUCGAGACCACGCGCCUGCAAAUCCACGCGAAUUGCAGGAUUCGACGCAUUUAUUUCGCGGACAGACUUUACCCGGAAAGCGAGCUACCGGAAGACUUCAAGCUCUUCCUGCCAAUUCACCGGAAGAAAUGUGUUAGAGAGGAAGACGUGAAACCAAAGGAUAAGGGAAAAGCAAAGGUCGAAGCUGAGGAACCACCUCCAUUCGAUGCAGGCGAUGCACCCGAGGACGAAGAGGGUGAGGAAGCAUUGGGAGAGGAAGAAUUAAUCGAAGAUGAAGCUGUUUCUUUGGGAAAGGAGGCUGACGAAAUUGAGGUUAAAGAGGACGACGAAGAAGAGGAAGAGGAGGAUGAAACUGAACCUCCGGACGUAACAGAAUACGAGGCGGAAGAUGAGGAUGCAGUCGAGGAAGGCGAACCUGGUGUUGACACUCGUGCAUCGUCCCCAGACUACGCGACGGAAGAGGAAAUUGAUGGGGAACAAACAGCGGCGGAAGAGGAAGAUGAAGGAUACGAAGCUCAGGAAUGAGUACGUUAUUCUACUUUAGUGUAAAUAUUAAUCGA
Molecule: messenger RNA, 1004 nt
Organism: Colletes gigas
Lineage: Eukaryota; Metazoa; Arthropoda; Insecta; Hymenoptera; Colletidae
Product: cilia- and flagella-associated protein 20-like
Exons: 4
Coding region: 1-969 (322 amino acids)
Biological process (GO): cilium assembly; regulation of cilium beat frequency involved in ciliary motility; positive regulation of cell motility
Cellular component (GO): ciliary basal body; motile cilium
Source: RefSeq, a predicted model, not a curated record